Aphanomyces astaci is the source of this 3059-nucleotide messenger RNA. RefSeq lists its product as hypothetical. The transcript has a single exon. NCBI's taxonomy places the organism in Eukaryota, Oomycota, Saprolegniomycetes, Saprolegniales, Verrucalvaceae. The record is from RefSeq and is a predicted model, not a curated record. Bases 1355 to 1774 code for a protein of 139 amino acids.
UAUUUUUAGUUUAUCCCACAUUGCCAGAAAAUGGAAUAUUAGUUUUGAAUUGACAUUGUUGACAUCAGCAUCCGCGCCGGCCACGAAGCUUCAAAUACGAUUGAUUCAGGGGGAUUGUCAUCCCAGUGCCGAGGGAUCAUGCCAUUGCGUUGCUUGGUUCAACACGUCCAGCCAAUUCACGGCACUACUACCGUCGUACAGUUGAAACACAAAGUUGCCGUGGUUGGUGUCGUCGUCGGUGUAUUGCACGCGGAUGCACUGUGAGUCGUCCAUAAUACACGAGCAAACGCAGUGCAAGUCCAGUCGAAGCACUGGCUGCGAUCGAUCGUGAUCCACAUACACGACAAGGGUGUUGUCGAGCACACACAUGAAGAGCUUAGUGCUCUUGGGUGGUUUCGUCCGGCGGCGUUGUUGCGUCAUCUCAUAAAUGUACCCCGUCGAGUGGCCAUAGAGUCGACACGGGACCGACACACAUGACCACUUGAGCAUUGUCGUGAGCGGACUAGCGGUAACUUCGUUGCAAAAUGCCACAUUCGGAUGGCCUGGUUUCAGGCAUAAUAUGGGAUACAGUAACGCAUGGCACGACACGGCGGACGAUGUCACAGGGCCAGCGUAUUGGCCGAGAAACUUGAACUUGUUCCAAAUCGUAGUCACCUGAAUUGCGGUCACGACCACCGUCGCACCAUGGGGUGUCACUCCAGGUACAAAGAACGCCACAUCGUUUGUAUUCCAUUCGACUUGGCCGACUGGGACAUGGGAACGGUACUUCUCCGUGGGGGUUUGAAACGUACAGAUGGGGGCUUCUGCUGUUGGAAUCACGUCGUUAGAAGCCGAUGCAAACACUUGAAUGUGCAAAAAGCACUUUGCCGAGCUCGGUUUCGUGGCAUCUGAAGGUAUGAGGCGCCAAUGCUCGAGUCGAUAGCACACCAAACUUUGUGUUGUGGUCAGUUCAGACGUGGGCGGUGAUAAACUCACGACCAUUCGCGCCGACGCCGACGCCGACUCUGGCAUGUCGACCUGCGACAGCGUACUCUUGGGAGUUGAUAGCUGCAAAGCUCGAAACGUCGUCGCAUGCUUCGUUGUUCGUCGGUAGGCCCUCCAUAGCUGCUGGAUGGUCACGACGGCGCCAAGGACGCGGCGGUCGUUACUGCUGCGGCCAUGGUCGCUAGCAUGACGAAAUCGGUUCCACCACACAUGGAAUCGUGAUAGUACUCGUUUCAGGGGGCUUAUGGUUUGCUGUUUCAACGGGCCUUGCUUGGGUGGACCUUGGAGGCGUCUUGUGUGCACAACUCGAUGCGUUGAGCUUACUGUCCUGAGUGGAAAGUCCCGAUUCACUUGUUGCCACCAGCGUUGAAUGGUUUUGGCAGCAGCUUCGUGUACUACACACUUGUCGUUGUUGCUGUGGAUCUUGGCUUGGCUUGCUUGUUUGUGUGGUGGACCUAAUGACGUCGUGAUAGCACUUUUCGUCCGUGGAUCUGCCUGUCGGGGGCUACGAAUCUGGCGAUUUCUAACACUAGGUGACGUGGCAAGUAUGUACGGUGGGCAGCCAUCAUCGUCGUCGUGGCUGUCCAUGUCUACGGGUUUACGAUCCCAUCGCAAACUCUGCCACAUGUGGCGAUACGCGCGAAGUUUUUCCGUGUCGAUGACAUGGCGUCGCCGGUGGGCUCUCCACGCAGUGCAAAUACGUCGCGCGGCCGCGUCGUUGGUCAGCAACUUGCUCGUCCAAACAAGAGCAAUCGCAUCGGGCUUGGCGUUACGAUUGUCGUCUGCGUGAAUUUCACAGCGUAGUAAUUUGUGUGGCACGACGACCACGUCGUCCAACGACAUGUAUCGGUGCCUGGUACACCCAAUGACGACAUGCAAGAGUCGCCGUGGCGUCGUUAAGAGUAGCCGUUUGUGAAGCCCAGUGCGUCGCCUUUGAAUACCACCAGUGGCGGACUGAGCAUGCCGCCACCGACGCUGCAGAGUCGCUAUCGCCACCACAGUCGUCAAGUGCACACAAUGUGUCCACGAUUGAUAGACAAAGCAUGGAGCCGUGUCGUCGAUUGUCCGAGCCUUCUUCACGGGUGCGAUGGAUGUGCCGUCGUUCGGCGUGGUAUUCCACUUCAACAGCGGUACGAAUUGGUUCAAGGUGGCCCACUGACCAUGCAUCGUGACGACUUGGGCAUGGGUAUCGCCUUCGUCUUUGAGGAUUCGAGCGCCGCGCCAUUGGCGACCGGUAGGGGCCAUCACGCGGACGUGACCGACGUGGACGGUGCCGCGAUGGGGCGGAUCUAGGGGAUGCAAUACGGGGCAACUGGGCACUUGGUGUUUCAAGAGCAAAGAACAGUCGGUGGUCAUUUUGAUCAAGUAAUUUGGAGCAUGCGUUGAUCGAAACGCGUGGGGAUACCACAUCGUGUCGCGCCACAUCUCGACCGCUUCCACCACCGCGACCGACGCUUGAAUCAUGGACUGCAGCCAUACGUCGUUCACUCGGAUUUCGUUCGUUGUGUGCAGAAGCAGGUCUUCACGGGCUUGAAUGCAAUGCAAGACCCGCAAAGUGCAUUGAUGGUGGACUGUGAGUAGCUGGACCUGGCGCGCCAUGCUCGCGAGACAGCCGCCGUGCACGGAGAUAAAUGUAUCUCGAUCGAUAUGUGGGAUUUUCAACUCUUCCCACAUCGUCUCCAUGCGCACCCGCAAGCGAUACCUCAACGCAUCGACUUCAGUUCCUGCGAAUUCCAUGGGUUGCUUUCGAUCUUGGUCGAUGAGUUGCCUACAUCGCAGAAGCACAUGUGCAGGACUCUUUCGCGCCACACACACUUUCCGAGGUAGCUGUUCCAUCCACUUGAACGAUCCGCUCGGUUUCGCAACUUGUAGCGGACGAGGCAGACCGGGGUGUUGACGCAGGAUGAUCUGGUUUCCACGACGCCCAUUAGGUUGCCUUUGCGAUGGACUGCGGUGGCUCCCGCUCGCCUUCCUCGAUGUACGGUAUUUCUUCACAUGUACAGCUUCAUUUCCCUUUCCGAGGGUUGCUUCAUCCGUCAUUUCCGCCACGCUUGCAUGAUACAGCACACUGCGCG